UAUAAAUCGCCAUAUAAGAAGCACAAUCCCUAAUGUUACGAAGGCGCUGAGAUGGAGGAAGAAGACGGCGAGGAGGAAAUCAUCUUUGACGAUUCAUUGUUCAUCAAUCGAGACUAUGAGCUCACCACUUUCAAUUUCGGCGAUUCUGUUCUUCAGCUCUUCUGUCUUCCCUCCGCUUCCACUGAUUACGAUCUGACGGGGCAGUUGGUGUGGCCAGGUGCGGUGCUGCUGAACAAUUAUCUUUCAGAAAAUUCAAAACUGCUUGAAGGGAUUUCCGUAAUUGAAUUAGGUUCUGGAGUCGGGAUUACGGGGAUUCUGUGCAGCAGAUUUUGCAAGGAGGUCGUGUUAACUGAUCAUAAUGACGAGGUUUUGGAGAUCCUGAAGCAGAAUAUAAAACUGGAAUCAUCUUCCGGAAACCUGAUUUCUUCUGGAUUAAGUGCUGAGAAGCUUGAAUGGGGAAAUUGUGAUGAGAUGGGCCAGAUUUUGCAAAAAUACCCCAAGGGAUUUGAUCUAAUUCUGGGAGCAGAUAUUUGCUUUCAACAGUCUAGUGUUCCCCUACUUUUUAGAACUGUGGAGGUUCUUCUUCGUUCUAGGGCGGGUGAUUGCAAAUUCAUACUAGCUUAUGUUUCUCGGGCUAAGAUAAUGGAUGACAUGGUUAUUAAUGAAGCAGUUAAGCUUGGAAUGGAAGUGAAUGAAGUAAGAGGCACCAGAUGCAUAAUUUCCAAUCUUGAAGGGGUCAUAUAUGAAAUUAUCCUUCCCAAAUAAUACCAUAUAUGUCAUUGAUUGAUGCGCUGGACAAAGUUCUAAAAGUUAUAUACCUGAAUAUUAUAUGACAAAACAAAUAAUUAAAUGCAAAUGCAUUCUGGCAA
This is a messenger RNA of Phalaenopsis equestris, 869 nucleotides long. Its product is annotated as protein N-lysine methyltransferase METTL21A. Gene Ontology annotation, cellular component: nucleus. Bases 52 to 765 code for a protein of 237 amino acids. Gene Ontology annotation, molecular function: protein methyltransferase activity. The transcript has 8 exons. Lineage: Eukaryota; Viridiplantae; Streptophyta; Magnoliopsida; Asparagales; Orchidaceae. Gene Ontology annotation, biological process: protein methylation. The record is from RefSeq and is a predicted model, not a curated record.